AUGGAGUUAUCCGCGGCUUUUCUCCGGCAUCAGAAGCGUGUCUCCGAUUCAUCUCUGGAAUUAGGUGUGGCUUUUGUUGAAAAACGCUGGUGGAGAAACCUGUUCUGAAUCUUGGAGUUCUGUGAUGCUGUAACUUUUGGUUUAAAAAGAGGAUUUACUCUGAUUUUGAGAGGUGAGGAUGGCUUCGUGGGAUCAUUUAGGAGAUGUUGCAAGUUUGGCCCAGAUUGCGGGUCUUGAUGCCGUGAGGCUAAUUGGGCUAAUAGUGAAAGCUGCAAACACAGCACGGAUGCACAAGAAGAACUGCAGGCAAUUUGCGCAGCAUAUAAAGUUGAUAGGGAGCUUACUCGAGCAACUAAAGAUAUCGGAGCUUAAGAAGUACCCAGAGACACGGGAACCAUUGGAGCAGCUUGAGGAUGCACUUAGGAGGGCUUACAUUUUGGUCAAUAGUUGCCAGGACAGAAGCUAUCUCUAUUUGCUUGCCAUGGGUUGGAACAUCGUCUAUCAGUUUAGGAAGGCUCAGAAUGAGAUUGACCGAUAUUUGAAGAUUGUUCCCCUCAUCACUCUGGUGGAUAAUGCUCGAGUUAGGGAGAGGCUGGAAGAUAUUGAGAAAGAUCAACGUGAAUACACACUGGACGAUGAUGACAGAAAGGUGCAAGAUGUUAUCAUGAAACCAGACCCUUCAAGAAAUGAUGCUAUCAUUUUGAAAAAGACUCUUUCUUGUUCAUAUCCAAGCUUGUGUUUUAAUGAAGCACUGCAAAAGGAAAACGAAAAACUUCAACUAGAACUGGAACGGUCACAAUCUAAUUAUGAUGUGGGGCAAUGUCAAGUAAUUCAGCAUUUGCUUGACGUCACAGAAGCUGCAGCUGCCAACACUCAGCAUUCAGAUGCCAACAGCAAAAACAAUCUUUCUUUUGAUGAUAGCUCUCCUAAUAAAUUUAGUAGUCGGACUACUUCCCGAAAUACAUCUUCUGUUUCAUCAGGGAAAGAUCUGUUGUCGAAUAAAGUUUCUCAUGGAGGCGAAGAAUGGCACACUGAUUUGCUUGGAUGUUGUUCAGAACCUUCACUGUGCAUAAAGACAUUCUUCUGUCCUUGUGGCACAUUUUCAAAGAUUGCUACCGUGGCAACCAACAGGCAUAUGUCUUCUGCAGAAGCAUGUAAUGAUUUGAUGGCAUAUUCGCUGAUAUUGUCAUGCUGCUGUUAUACUUGCUGCGUUAGAAGGAAGCUCCGGCAGAUGUUGAACAUUACAGGAGGAUUUAUUGAUGAUUUCCUCUCCCAUUUGAUGUGUUGCUGCUGUGCUCUUGUCCAAGAAUGGCGAGAAGUGGAGAUCCGUGGGGUUUAUGGUCCGGAGAAGACAAGAACAAGCCCUCCACCCACACAAUUUAUGGAAUCAUAAGACACCAGUUGAAGGGUCCAUUUGAUUGUUUGGAGAAUUAUAUGGCUGAAGAUAGAAGUAGUGGCUAGUUGCCACCUUCAUAUGGAGCUUGAAGUGGGAUUUUGACCCAUGAAUUUACCUGUUUGUAAAAAAUUUUCUUUCUCUUAAAUUCAGCACAUGUUGUAUCAUAGACUAAUUUUCAAUAGUAAUAGUGGGUUUUCGUUUCAAGUAUUAUUUCGAGAAUUGGGACUUUUUGCUGUGUGUGCCCAAGAGCAGAGUUCAUACUAUGAACCACAAUUCUCCUCACAAACGGGAUUACAUAAUAUCCUCUCGAAGGGGAGUUAGAGGGUUCUAGGAGAAAAGCCUAGCCACGAAAUGGACCAAUCUAAGCUGAUUUCUUUGCAAUUGCAGAACUUCUGUAUGUUAUAGGCUAAUCGCCGAUUAACUAUCCUGUUGGUAAUUGACCUACACAUUACGGACUAAUCAUGGGUUGAGGUUGGCACCGGACUAGAAUUGGUCAAGCUUUUAGAUCGGAGGCGAAUUUGGAUGAUGUUUCUCCAUUCAAAAAAUAAACCAAUGUGGUUAGGUCGAGACAAGAAUCAGGGCCAAAACCAUAUUGAUUCGCUAUAAAAGCAAGCUUAUUGCAGUCAAUUUGUGUCACUGCACUUCUGCUUCUUGCCUGAUUCUGAAUCUUGAUGCUCAGAUCUUAUCCGUGGUGAUGGUGUUCAUUCUCACUCCUUGACCUUGUCCUUGAAUUCCUGCAUUGUUCAGGCUCACCAAGAUGUAUAUUGUCCAGCAUCUCAGUUAUUCUCAUCUAGAAAGUAAAAAUGCAUUUGCAUU
This is a messenger RNA of Rubroshorea leprosula, 2212 nucleotides long. Lineage: Eukaryota; Viridiplantae; Streptophyta; Magnoliopsida; Malvales; Dipterocarpaceae. The record is from the annotation of a GenBank genome assembly.